CGGGGCCUGCAUGCUGAUGAGCCGGGCUCGCUGCCGACGCGGCUGGGCGCACAGCGGUCCCGCAGCGGUUCCAGCCGAAGUGGCACCCGUCUUUCGCCGCCCCCGGCGCCCGGGUCUCUAUCCCUGAAGACGGUCCUCGACUUUAUCUUUAUCCUUACCCGUCUAUCCUCCCACUCCCUGCGCCACAGCCCCCGGCACCUGAAUACCCACCACUCCCGGCGGCCCCCUACGGUUUCCCUUUCCCGCCGCAAACCCCGCGACCUCCAGCAGCCCGCCCCCGCGGGCCCGCUCCCGCCGGGCGGCUCUCGCUGCAGCCUCCCGAGCCUUCCCGCUCUCCCGGGGAUCGCACUACCACCACACCGGUGUGUGCCCUCGGACUUCGCGGCCGCCUCGCCCGCUCCCUCGGAGCCCCCUCCCCCGCCCUGGCCGGCCGGCAUGCAGGUGUCUAUCGCGUGUACUGAGCAGAACCUUCGCAGCCGGAGCAGUGAGGACCGUCUCUGUGGACCCCGGCCGGGGCCUGGGGGCGGUAAUGGAGGGCCAGUGGGCGGGGGGCACGGGAACCCUCCGGGGGGUGGAGGAGCGGGCCCCAAGACGCGAGCUGCACUGGUCCCCAGACCCCCAGCACCCGCUGGGGCCCUUCGAGAGAGCACCGGCCGAGGCACUGGCAUGAAAUACAGGAAUCUGGGGAAGUCUGGACUCCGGGUGUCCUGCCUUGGCCUUGGUACCUGGGUCACGUUUGGCUCACAGAUCUCAGAUGAGACAGCAGAAGACGUCCUGACGCUAGCCUACGAGCAUGGUGUAAACCUGUUUGACACCGCUGAAGUGUACGCAGCAGGAAAGGCUGAGAGAACCCUGGGUAACAUCCUCAAGAGCAAAGGUUGGAGGAGAUCCAGCUAUGUUAUCACCACCAAGAUUUUUUGGGGAGGACAGGCAGAAACUGAGCGAGGCUUGAGCCGCAAACACAUCAUUGAAGGCUUGCAAGGGUCCCUGGAGCGCCUCCAACUGGAAUACGUCGACAUCGUCUUUGCCAAUCGUUCAGACCCGAACAGUCCUAUGGAGGAGAUCGUGAGAGCUAUGACGUAUGUCAUCAGCCAGGGCCUGGCCCUGUACUGGGGCACAUCCAGAUGGAGUGCUGCUGAAAUCAUGGAGGCCUACUCCAUGGCCAGGCAGUUCAAUCUGAUCCCUCCUGUGUGUGAACAGACGGAGAAUCACUUCUUUCAGAGGGGGAAGGUGGAAAUGCAGCUGCAUGAGCUCUACCACAAGAUUGGUGUUGGCUCCGUCACUUGGUCUCCCCUGGCGUGCGGCCUCAUCACUAGCAAGUACGACGGGCGAGUUCCGGAGACUUGCAAAGCCGCCGUCAAGGGGUACCAGUGGCUCAAGGAAAAAGUGCAGAGCGAGGAUGGCAAGAAGCAGCAAGCCAGAGUCAUGGACCUUCUCCCCAUCGCUCACCAGCUCGGCUGCACUGUGGCCCAACUCGCUAUAGCCUGGUGCCUCAGGAGUGAGGGUGUGAGCUCAGUCUUGCUGGGCGUGUCCAAUGCCGAGCAGCUGCUGGAGCAUCUCGGCUCCCUGCAGGUGCUGAGUCAGCUGACGCCGCAGACAGUGAUGGAAAUCGACGCGCUCUUGGGGAACAAACCGCAUUCUAAGAAAUAGUCCGUCGGGGGCGCGGGGACCCUAGCGGAGUGAUUGCGCCGGCAAACCUCUUCCGCGCCCAAGCCGACCCUGCUCCAUCGGGGAGCCCCGCCCGCCAACGAGUCCCGGCCUCGAGUAGCGAUUCGCAUGAACAAAGCCAUAUCCUUUCGCCGUGGGCUUGAGCGCGAACGUAGAUCUCCCACCCGCGCCCCGCGCCCCGCUGUGUCCUAGGGCUAGGCCUUCCCGCUAAUCCCGGGCUUGAGCGGCUCCUCUCAGCCCUUCGGGCUCGCUCCGCUUUUCCCUUUUGCCCAAGCUCAGAAAACAUCCGGGCGGAUAAAAGCAGCUUUGAGAGCGCCUCAGACACGGGCCUGGAGACGUCUUCAAGGGGGCAGGAGCCUACACCGACACGGGUCGUUCCGUAGCAGCCAGGCUGGUCCUGGCAGAACGUAAAUGAGAACCUUUGGGAAACCAAAAUCUUGCCUCCUGCCCGGAGGCGGGGACUUAACUCUAGAACUAGGCUCCCAGCUUGUGCUGGCAGGGAGGGGUGGAGGGUGGGGAGGGCCAUGUUGACAAAGGCGGGAGAAAUGUGAUGGCUGUAUCGCAGAAAUGGCAAGGUGGCCUUCGAAAACAGAGUGCUUUGGAGAGUUUAGGGAAGGCCUGCGGGCCACCGGGUUGUGAAAGGUCUGGGGACAGCCCGGGGCGUGAACCGGAUUUAGUGUGUAGCAGCCGAGGACUUGAGUCUUCUUCCUGGCGAUAAACCUAAAGCAAUAACGGUGGCCCUCUACUGUAAAUAAAACCUCAGCUUGGUCCUCCGGUGUCUGCAACGGAUGGGUACCUGUAUCGCACAUGCCUACACAAAAGGGCGUCAGGUCCCCUGGCUCCUGAGUUGCAGGUGACUGUGGAGUACCGUGUAGAUGCAGGGAACCAAACCUGGGUCCUUUGCAAAGCAGUGCAGAGCCCCACACUCACGCGUGCGCACACACACACACUCACUGUUUUUCGUUUCAUCUGCCAGGCUUCUUGGCUUGUAGGUCUCCUUUUCCUCUUGUCUUGUACCUACAGGUGUCCAGGAACGGAGCCGCUUUGCGGCUGGAUGGGAACCGUCACUGGGGUUGUGUUUUUGUGAUGUGAUAGCGCCCCGCUCUUUGGAGGGGAUACAGAGAGAGGAAGGCGGCAGGAAGAGUCCAGUGGGCUCUUCCGGUCCUGCCGCUGUUCUCCUCUGUGGACCCUGCUUUCUUGGAGGAAAGGCAGUGGGCAGGAAGGCACAGCCUGCGGAGAUCGCCAGGAGGAGGAGGACGGCUCUGCCACCCUUAAAUUUAACCUCAGCGCCUCCCUUCUACUAUCCUCAUCCUGCCUCGUCUGAAAGCUCGGAGUACAGAGUGAAACUGAUUUCCAAAAGCGAGCCGGAGCAGCCUGCCGCCAGCGACUGGAUUAGCAACCUCAGGAUCAACUAAUGAGCACUUCCAUCCAGCCCUCUAACUCCCACUCACCCUGGAAGCCCGUGGAGGAGUCAGAGAAGCCAGAUACAUGACUAAGCUAUGAGUAAUUCAUCUGUGACAAACAUACAAGAAUUUAUCAAUUCAAAAUAGUAUUCCCUUGAAAUAGUUCUCCUGAACAGCAAUGCACUCCAAUGCUGCCUACCCCAGAGCACAGCACCUUUGAAAGCCUCCUCUUAGAAUUACCUCCAGAGGUAGAAGUCCCUUGUAAACAAAACCUUCCUUCAUCGUAGACAUUUGCCGUUAUUUCUCACCCACCGUAUCCAUAAAUUCAGUGAGUGUCUGUG
This is a messenger RNA of Meriones unguiculatus (Mongolian gerbil), 3412 nucleotides long. RefSeq names its product potassium voltage-gated channel subfamily A regulatory beta subunit 3 (gene Kcnab3). Gene Ontology annotation, molecular function: transmembrane transporter binding; voltage-gated potassium channel activity; potassium channel regulator activity. The record is from RefSeq and is a predicted model, not a curated record. Gene Ontology annotation, biological process: regulation of potassium ion transmembrane transport; potassium ion transport. Gene Ontology annotation, cellular component: membrane; cytoplasm; voltage-gated potassium channel complex. Bases 436 to 1650 code for a protein of 404 amino acids. The transcript has 14 exons. Lineage: Eukaryota; Metazoa; Chordata; Mammalia; Rodentia; Muridae.